Molecule: messenger RNA, 1461 nt
Organism: Scheffersomyces stipitis CBS 6054
Lineage: Eukaryota; Fungi; Ascomycota; Pichiomycetes; Serinales; Debaryomycetaceae
Exons: 1
Coding region: 1-1461 (486 amino acids)
Source: RefSeq, a predicted model, not a curated record
AUGAGAGUGUUUAUCCAAAGCAAUCCAUUAUGGGCUGUCUUCGUCUUUUUGGCGUUGCAAUUGUCGUCUGCUGCUGCUUUUUCACACAGAGCUUUCGAUAUGAAUCUUUACUCUAACGGAGCCUGUCUUUAUGUUAAUGGUUCUAGCAAAGAUACAUCUCUUCGUUUCGAGUUCUCUGGUGUCAGACAACCUACUGCUCUUGUCGUUUUCCAAUACGACGACAUCAUUGCUUUCAGAAACUUGCCCAACUUGAACUAUUUCCUCAACCAUUCGUAUAUAUUGGACAAGCCAAUCUUGGGUUUUGAUGAUGAGACUGACCAAUUAGGUUUCCUGUUGAUUUCUCGUAAAGACUUCGAUAUUCCAGAGUCCAUUUUGGCAACCCUCGUCCUCUCUGACAAGGAGGUCGAUUAUCCAAUCGAGAAUGAUGGAGUCUACUGCAUCUACAUGCCUUUGUACAAGUACAACGAGACGCUUGUCUUGCCCCAGGCCCAUUACAAUGCCAGAGUUACCGUGAAGAACGAAACUAUGCCUGUCAACAUCUACCACGAUAUCUCGACCCACAUCAGUUUGUCGAUCGUGUUUGGCCUUGGUUUGGUUCUCAUGAGCUUAUUCCACCCUGCUAUAGGUCAAGGAAAGCUCACGCAAUUGCCUAUCGUAACUCGUUAUAUCAUUUACUUCUUCAUUGUCAACUUUGUUUACAACUCUUUGUACUUCAUCUUGGAACUCAUCUGCACUUACUUCCCUAACGAUGCAUUGUACGACUUUACUGAAAACUUUUACUUCAGAUUGCAAACUGGUGUUAUCGACAAGUUCCAACUCUAUAUUUUGAUUCUUGUCUACUUGGGCUACGGGUAUGCCGGUGCUGACGUUAAAAUCAACACCAAGCUUACCACAACAUUUUGGUUAGCUAACACCGUUAGUCGCAUUGUCACCGAUUACAUUUACACCGACGUCAAUACCCUCAUAGACAUCACCUUGCUCGAAGAAAAGUACCUGAUCUUGUACAACUCUGUGAUCCUUCCUGGCGGGUACAAGAAGAGUUUGAUUAGAUCAAUGGAUCCAAGAGGAAAAGGCAUCGUCUCAACAUUCUCCUUGAUACAGGUUGUUUCCGAAUCAUUGUUCUACAUUGCUAUCACAUAUUAUGCCUUCAAGAUCAACAAGUACUGGAAGACGAAGGGAGAAACCCAAAUGAAGAAGUACAUAUACAAAUCAAUAAUCUUCCACUUGUUCAUCUACAAGUUUGCCCUCAAGUAUGUUGCAUUGCAAAUUUCUACCAUCACAUUCGGCGGCUUCUUCGAUGUCGGUGAAUUGUUGAAAGUUCUCGGUAACUUGAUUGAAAUCUAUGAAAUGAAGGUUAUCAGUUUGAACGUAAUUGAAGUGUUUAUUUUGUGGUUAAUCUGGGGUGUCAAUAAGCCAUUGAAGCCCGACGGAACGAAGAAGAAGGAAAAGGAAAAGAAGUAG